This is a messenger RNA of Rhineura floridana, 11818 nucleotides long. It is a transcript of the gene NBEAL1, whose product is annotated as neurobeachin like 1. Gene Ontology annotation, molecular function: protein kinase binding. NCBI's taxonomy places the organism in Eukaryota, Metazoa, Chordata, Lepidosauria, Squamata, Rhineuridae. The record is from RefSeq and is a predicted model, not a curated record. Gene Ontology annotation, cellular component: cytosol; membrane. Bases 635 to 8782 code for a protein of 2715 amino acids. The transcript has 56 exons. Gene Ontology annotation, biological process: intracellular protein localization.
AGGCGGCGGGAGGGCGGAGGAGAAAAGGAAUAAUAAUUGGGGACAAGAGAGAAGUAAAAGCAGAUGCUAUGGUGGGGUCAGAUUGAAGAGAGACAUUCUACAGUGGAACACACACUGAGGUUAGGAAAACAGCGUCCAGCGAGGGUAGACCAGUGGAAACAAGGCUUGAGGAGAGGUGAUCUGUUGUUGCUUUUCUUCUUGGUACAUUGAAAAUAUAUUUUUUCCACCAUUGCUAACAACAGUUUACAAUUCAACUUGUCACUGAGAGGAAGAUGAAAACUUGGGAGUCAAAUGGAAUUUAACUGAGAUUUCAUCAUUCAGGCCAGAGUCAAUUCCUGGGAACUUCUGCAGUGCUCACAAUAUGGAGUUAUAGCUUCUCCUCUUCUGCAUCAUCACACAUCCUAUUUCCUCCAACAGGCUCAGUUUUACUCUCGGGGAUUAAUUCCAAAGUGCUAUUGAUGAAAAGGAGGGGGCAGACUGUCACGCUUGGUCAUUUGAAUUGUGCAACAGUAUUGGAAAAGAUCAUUUUCUUCCUCCUUGAUUGAAUCUGCAAAUUAAAAUAAACAUUGUGAACUGAAAGUGAGCAUGGUAGGAUCUUGAGCAUAUGGUGCUUCGCCACCGAGGAAGGUGAAGGAUGGCAUCCAGAGAGAGGCUUUAUGAACUGUGGAUGCUCUAUUGCAAUAAGAAAGACCCCGACUACUUGAAGCUCUGGUUGGACAGUUUUGUUUCUAGUUAUGAACAAUUUCUGGAUGUGGAUUUUGAGAAACCGCCCACUAGGGUGGAUGAUGUUCCCCCUGGAAUAUCGCUGCUUCCUGAUAACAUUCUUCAGGUCUUGAGGCUCCAGCUGCUGUACUGCGUCCAGAAAUUGUCAGAAGGGUUGGAAGAACCACAGCAAGCCUUGUCGCUUCUCCUUGUCAAAUUCUUCAUUAUUCUUUGCCGAAAUUUGGCUAAUGUGGAGGAGAUUGGGACUUGUUCCUACAUUAAUCAUGUCAUUACGAUGACUACACUCUAUAUUCAGCAGUUAAAGAGUAAAACAAAGGAGAAAGAAGUAGCUGAUCAAACGCCCAUAGAAGAGUUUGUAAGACAUGCACUGGCUUUUUGCGAAGGCCUCUACGACCCCUAUCGAAAUUGGAGGCAAAGAAUUGCUGGGCGAAUUCUAAGCAGUGUUGAGAAAAGCAGGCAAAAGUACAAACCAGCUUUACUCACGGUGGAGUUUGUCCCUUUCUUUUACCAGUGUUUUCAAGAAAGCGAGCAUCUCAAAGAGAGCCUGAAGUGUUGUCUGUUGCAUCUCUUUGGAGCUAUCGUGGCUGGUGGGCAGAGAAAUGCUCUUCAAGCCAUUUCUCCUGCCACCAUGGAAGUCUUGAUGCGCGUAUUGGCAGACUGUGACAUGUGGAAUAACAGGGACCCAGAUGAAGUGAGCAGGAAGGCAGAGCUGACGCUUAAGUGCCUGACGGAAGUGGUUCACAUCCUUCUAACCAGCAGCUCAGAUCAGCGGCAAGUGGAAACCAGUACCAUAUUGGAGAACUACUUCAAGUUGCUCAACUCUGACCAUGCAGCUUUGCCUAACUCACGGAAGUCUUGGCAGUGGGAGAGCAGAUUCAUAGCACUACAGAUCCAAAUGCUGAAUACCAUCACUGCCAUGUUAGACUGCACAGACAGGCCUGUUCUACAAGCUAUUUUCCUUAAUAGUAACUGCUUUGAACAUCUGAUUCGACUGCUGCAAAACUGCAAGCUGUUUUUAAAUGCUAACAGUCAGGUGGCAGACAAGAAUGAGAAAGACCUUGCCAACAAAUUACUGACAGAAAUGAAUCAGGAACAGGUAUUUCAGGGACAGCUAGACUGCUUGGCAGUGUCAGCCAUUCGAGCCCUUACGGCAGUGAUGCACAAAUCUCCUGCUGCUAAGGAAGUGUUUAAGGAACGAAUUGGUUAUGCCCAUAUCUUUGAAGUCCUAAAAUCUAUGGGUCAGCCAUCACGAGAACUACUUGAAGAACUUAUGAAUAUGGCCGUUGAAGGUGACCACGCAUCUGUUGGAAUGUUGGGCAUAAGCAACGUCCAGCCCUUGUUGCUCCUGAUUCAGUGGCUUCCAGAGCUUGAGUCACACGAUCUUCAGGUUUUCAUCUCAAACUUGCUGAAGCGAAUUUGCUGUAUUAACAGGCAGAGUCGAGCAAUAUGUGUCAAUACGAACAUGGUCAUCCGUAUCGUGGAGACCCUCGGUAAACACUCUCUGCUCCACAGAGCCUGUGCUGAGAACCUAAUUGCCCUCUUGGGUUCUUUGGGGAGUCAGUCGAUGAGCUCUGAAGAAUUGCUCCAGCUCAUUAGGCUGUUGAGGACUAAGGAGCCGAAGCAAGCUCACCCCUAUGUUGUCCCCGUCAUGCGUGCAAUUCUUACAAUGGCUCGGAAGCAAGGCCUGGACAAUGCCUUGCAGUAUUUUGAUUUGUCCCAUAGUAUGGCGGGCAUUGCAGUGCCACCUAUUCAGAAAUGGCCAGGCUCUGCAUUCGCUUUCAGUGCUUGGCUAUGCUUGGACCAAGACCAAAUGACACCUGGCAUCAGCAGCAAGGGUGCCAAGAGGAAGCAACUCUACAGCUUUUUUACAGGCAAUGGGACGGGGUUUGAGGCAUUUAUUACCUGUUCAGGAAUGCUAGUGGUUGCUGUGUGUACAAAGAAGGAGUAUGCGACUGUGAUGCUGUCAGACCAUUGCUUCUGUGAUUCUCUCUGGCACAAUAUAAGCAUUGUUCAUAUGCCGGGGAAAAGGCCCUUUGGUCAAAGCCUUGUCUAUAUUUAUGUAAAUGGACAGCAGAAGAUCUCAGCACCCCUCAGAUUUCCUGCCAUGAAUGAACCUUUCACUUCUUGCUGCAUUGGUUCUGCUGGUCAAAGGACAACCACUCCUCCACCAUCACAGAUCCCAGAUCCUCCUUUUUCAUCCCCUGUUAUGCCUCAUCGGACAUCACUUGGUGGGAUUCUCAGCCCAGGCACCUGGGGUGGGCUGCUGGGGAAGCCUGAACUCGUCACCAAGCUGAUCUCAGCAGGAACUCAGGACAGCGAAUGGGGAUGCCCUACCUCUCUGGAAGGCCAGCUUGGAUCAGUUAUCAUAUUUCAUGAAGUAUUACAGCCUUGUCAUGUGAAAGCAUUGUAUUUGGCAGGUCCAAACUGCUUAACUCCAUGGAAAUCUCAAGAAUCUGAAAUGGCAGAUUUGCCCACUAAAAUGCUUCUUCAUUAUACUCCCAAGGCUUGCAGAAGCCCAAUAUGUCUUGACCUUUCUACAAAUCUUCUACAUGGAAGACUAACAGGGAACAAAGUUGUGAACUGGGACAUCAAGGAUAUGAUCAAUUGUAUAGGUGGAUUAAAUGUGCUGUUCCCACUGCUAGAGCAGAUCAGCUUCCUUGAUGGACAAUUACCUGAGAGGCGUGACAUGGAAUCUGUUCCCCCUGAAUUGCUAACGCCUGUAGAAGGAGAUUGGGUGGUGGUAACCUCUACCAAGGCUUCAGAGGCUCGUUUAGAGAAGAACAUUGUUGCAACGUUCAUUUUGAUGAUAAAGCACUUUAUUCAAAGGCAUCCAAUCAAUCAAGAUAAUCUUGUUCACUCACAUGGAGUGGCAACCUUAGGAGCCCUUUUGCAGAAGGUGCCAAGCAGCUUCAUGGAUGUGAAUGUACUCAUAGCAGUUCAGUUACUGAUAGAGCAAGUCUCAGUGGCAAAAAACGUGCAGCUUUUGCAGCAGAUGUAUCAACACUUACUUUUUGACUUCAGCAUCUGGAAUCGUGGAGACUUCCCAUUCCAAAUUGGUCAUAUCCAGUACCUUUCUACAAUUAUCAAAGAUAGUAGGAGGCUUUUCCGAAAAAAGUAUGGCGUGCAGUUUUUACUGGAUACAUUGAGGAUUUAUUAUGGAAACAGCUAUAAAGACAGUGACUUGACGCCAGAUGACCUUAGAACAAUAAGAACAUCUCUGUAUGGAUUAAUCAAGUACUUCCUGAGCAAAGGUGGGGCGCAUGAGGAAGUGCAGAGCAUCAUGGGAUAUGUAGCAGCCAUCAAUGAAGAGGAACAGCUCUGUAGCAUCCUAGAUGUGCUCUUCAGCCUGCUUCACACCAGCCCAACCCGAGACCAGCUUUUCUUGUUGCUUUUUGAGCCAGGAAAUGCAGACAUCCUUUAUGCUUUGCUGCUGAAUCAGAGGUACUCGGACAGACUAAGGGAGCUUGUAUUCAAGAUCGUGGAGCAGAUGCUGAAGUGCACCAAAGUCUAUGAACGGAGCAAACAGCGUAUGAAACUCGGAGAAGUUGGGUAUUCUGGGCUGGGACUGCUCCUGAAUGAAUCGCCAGUUACCGCAUCUCUUAUUAAGAACCUUCUCAACCAAGUUCUUCAUGCAGAUCCAGUUGUGAAUUACAGAGACUUCAUAGCUGUGGUACAUCUGGCUCACAGAGCAAAUAUAAAUGUCAGGGUGGCCAUCUGUCGAAAGCUUUUGCAAAUCCUCCAUACCCAGCAAGAUGCAGCACAACAGAUUUCUCAACAGCUUGGCUGGCAGGAGACCUUGGCUAGACUCUUCCUAAAAGAGAAUGCUGAUGCCAGGAAUGGUGUUAGGGAGAGCAGAAGUGACUCUGCUAGAGAGGAUGAAAAGCAAAUGUCUGACAAAGAGCUUCAGAAGCAGCGUUCUUCAAAGGCAGAUGGAGGAGAUGCUACCAGUUUUGUGUCUGUUAACGGUUCAUGCGAUCAGUGGAGCUUAGAAGAUGGCAAAUCUGUGACGAUGCUGGAAGAUCCUUCUAUGGUAGAGAUGUCAUUUAAGUUGGAGGAUCGAGAUGAGUUAUGGCAAAAGAACCCUUCACAGUUGAGCUUAGACCUGUCAAGUGUUGACUCUUAUGAACUGGGUGACAAUGGGAGUCAGAUGGCAGAUAGCCUGCCCAGCACCCCUUCACCUAUUGAGAACACCAAGACUUUUUCUGGACACCUUCACAAAGAACCUUACGCUGCUGCGGAGGUGGUGUUCCCUGCAGAUCUCUCAUUAUUUGAAAUUCAUGAGGCAUGUGAAGAAGAUCUUGUACAACUGCUCACAGAUGUCCUGCUCUGUGUGAUGUGGAAAGGCAUAGAAAGAUCUGAUGAUGAUGCUUGGAUUGAGAGGGGGCAAGUUUUUUCUGCCCUCACCAAAUUGGGGAUAUCCAAUGAGCUAUUACAACCAUCAGAUGAAAUAAAACUCAAUUUGCUCGAGAAGAUGCUGGAAUGGGCUGUCACAGACAGCAGGGAUGCUAAAUCUCUCCCGAUGUAUGCAGAAAAUGCCUUUCGGCUUCUGCUAAUUGUGCAAGAUUUCCUGCAAGCAGAAGGUCUUGUUAAUUCAAGUCUGUGGACAGAAAAGCUCUUGGAAGAGCUAGUGACUCUCAUGGACACCAUGUCAGUCUGGUACUCUUCUGGCCCAGAGUAUGUGAAGUUCUAUCAAGUACAGGCCCAACUUCUCCUUGGAUUCAUUGGACAAGAUAAUUUACAGGUUUGUGCAAUGGCUGCAGCCAAGUUAAACACUCUUCUUCAGACCAAAGUACUUGAUAACCAAGCCGAAUCCUGCUACCUCCUGGGCAAGUUGGAAGGCAUCCUGAGCAGAUCCAUCAAAGAAAAGACAGAAACAUACUCCUUCUUGAUCCCUCUUGUUCGAACGCUGGUUUCCAAAAUAUACGAGCUUCUGUUUAUGAACUUGCACUUGCCUUCCUUGCCUUCUACCAAUGGGAGUCCUUCCUUUUUUGAGGACUUCCAGGAUUAUUGCAACUCUGCAGAAUGGCAGAUUUAUAUUGAUAAAUAUAUUAUUCCAAAUAUGAAGCAGUAUGAACUCAGUACUUUCAGUGAUGGCCAUGAACAUAUGGCAGUAUAUUGGAAGGAUUGUUACGAGGUGUUGAUGGUGAACAUCCAUAAGCGGGAGCGGGAGCAAGGAGAAAGCAAGCUCAAAUUUCAGGAGUUUUUUGUGGAGCCAUUUAACCGAAAGGCACGGCAGGAAAACAUGUGCUACAACAGCAUGCUAAAACAACUGAAUAAUCAGCACACAACAACUCUCAGGCAGUGGAGGGCUGCCAAACUCUACCUUACUUGUGAGCAGGGCCCCUGGGCUGAAAGGAAGCUGAAUCGUAUUCACUGGAAACUUUCAAAUGUGGAAAAUUACUCACGAAUGAGGCUAAAGUUAGUACAAAAUUACAAUUUUAGCUCUCACCAAGAAGCCAGUGCCCUGAGGGAUAAUCUAGGAGUGCAUCAGGCACCACCAUCAAGUGAGACUUUGCUUCUGGAGGCUGUGAAGCAAGUGAAAGUCAGCGAUAUGGAGGAUGAUAUACUUGAACUGCCAGAUGAAGACCCAGCAUCUAGUGCGAACAUGGAUGAAAAGGAAGAGCAAAGUCAGAAAGAAAGGUUUGUGCUCUCUGAAGACUGUGAACUUAUUACAAUCAUUAAUGCCAUCCCUGGCAGACUGGAGGUCACUACCCAGCACCUUUAUUUCUAUGACAGCAGCAUUGAAAAAGAGGAAGGUAUAGGUUUUGAUUUCAAAUGGCCUCUUUCUCAAAUUCGAGAGGUUCAUUUGCGUCGCUAUAAUUUGAGGAGGUCAGCUUUGGAGAUCUUUAUUGACCAGACUAACUACUUCCUGAACUUUAAAAAGGAGGCAAGAAAUAAAGUGUAUAGCCGAAUUCUGUCUCUAUGUUCUCCAAAUAUUAGUGGGACAAGAUCUCCACAAGAAUUGUUUAAAGCUUCUGGACUAACCCAGAAAUGGGUGAACAGAGAGAUAUCAAAUUUUGACUACCUCAUUCAAUUAAAUACAAUGGCAGGACGAACCUAUAAUGACCUUGCGCAAUAUCCUGUAUUUCCAUGGAUCCUGCGGGAUUACAUUUCAGAAGAAUUGGAUCUCAAUAAUCCCGCUGUGUUUAGGGAUCUGUCCAAACCCAUUGGGGUGGCAAAUGAAAAGAAUGCCAAGGCUGUACUGGAAAGGUAUGAGAACUUUGAAGAUCCCCUUGGAAUUAUUGACAAAUUCCACUAUGGUACUCACUACUCAAAUGCAGCUGGAGUCAUGCAUUACCUCAUUCGGGUAGAGCCAUUUACUACGUUGCAUAUCCAGCUUCAGAGUGGCCGAUUUGACAGUGCAGAUCGGCAGUUCCAUUCCAUUCCUGCUACGUGGCAAGCGCUCAUGGAGAAUCCAAAUGAUGUGAAGGAGCUAAUCCCAGAGUUCUUCUACUUCCCAGAGUUCUUGGAGAAUCAAAACAAUUUCAGCUUGGGCCAGUUGCAGAUCUCAAAAGAAGUGGUAAAUGAUGUUGUCCUCCCAAAAUGGGCCCAGUCACCGGAGGACUUCAUUUUUAAACACAGGAAAGCUUUGGAGUCAGAGUAUGUCUCUGCUCAUCUUCAUGAGUGGAUAGAUCUGAUUUUUGGCUAUAAACAGAGAGGACCAGCUGCAGUGGAAGCUCUAAACGUCUUCUAUUACUGUACUUAUGAAGGAGCUGUAGAUCUUGAUGCCUUGACUGACGAGAAAGAAAGGAAAGCUUUAGAAGGGAUGAUUAACAAUUUUGGACAAACACCUUGUCAGCUACUAAAGGAGCCACAUCCUACAAGACUGUCGGCAGAGGAAGUGGUGCAGAAGCAGACUAGAAAUGAAAAUGCCACCCUUAAUUUGUUCCAGUAUCUCCCUGAGCUGAAGUCAUUCUUCAUUGAGGGGAUCAGUGAUGGGGUACCUAUUGUAAAAUCCAUUGUCCCCAGAAAUCAGUCACGUUCCUUCAUGUCACAGGGGAGCCCAGAGAUUUUGGUAACAGUGAGUGUGAACUGCAUCAUUGGAACCCAUGGUUGGCUACCUUAUGAUAGAAAUAUCUCCAACUAUUUCACUUUUCUGAGAGAUCAAACUGUGACAAAUCCCAAAACACAACGAAGUGUAAACGGCCCUUUUGCACCAGGACUGGAGAUUACACCCAAGUUGUUUGUAGUGUCUCAUGAUGCAAAACUGCUUUUUAGUGGAGGGCAUUGGGACAAUAGCAUCAGAGUGACAUCGCUUACAAAGGGAAAAUUGAUGGCACAGCAUAUUAGGCACAUGGAUAUUGUGACAUGCUUAGCUAUGGAUUUCUGCGGGAUCCAUUUAAUGUCAGGCUCAAAGGACACCACCUGUAUGAUAUGGCAAAUUGUUCAGCAGGGAGGAGUGCCUAUAAGCCUGGCCCCUAAACCUUUGCAGAUUCUAUAUGGACAUACGAAUGAGGUAUCUUGUGUUGGCAUCAGUACAGAACUGGACAUGGCUGUCUCAGGGGCCAGGGAUGGCACUGUAAUUGUCCACACAAUUCGGAAAGGUCAGUACAUGAGGACUCUGAGGCCACCCUGUGAGAGUUCUCUGUUGCUCACUGUUCCAAAUCUUGCUGUGUCCUGGGAAGGACACACAGUCGUCCAUACAAGUGUAGAAGGAAAGACAACUCUCAAGGAUAAGAAUGCGCUGCAUCUCUAUUCUGUGAAUGGAAAGUAUUUGGGCUCUGAGAGCCUGAAAGAGGAAGUGUCGGAUCUUUGUGUGUCUGGAGAAUAUAUUGUAAUGGGGAGCCUACAGGGAUUUCUAUCUGUAAGAGAUCUCUACAGCCUAAGCCUCAGCAUCUCUCCGUUAGCAAUGCGACUGCCAAUUCGCUGUGUCUCUGUUACCAAAGAGUUGAGUCAUAUUCUGGUGGGCCUAGAAGAUGGCAAGUUGAUUAUCGUUGGCGUUGGGAAGCCAGCAGAGAUGCGUGUGGGCCAGCUCUCUCGAAAGUUGUGGGGUUCAAGCAAGAGGAUCAGCCAGAUUUCAUCAGGAGAGACUGAAUAUAACACACAAGAUUCCAUGUGAUUUCUGCUCCUGCCUUCUCUCGGGGAUUCCACAAAUUUAUUUAAUCUUUUGAUUAUUUUCUAAUCAUCUUUCAACUUUCUCAGUUAUAUUGAAGCAACAGCACAAUUUCCACAGGAACAUAUGCAGAUUAGCCUAUAGCAUCUGUCAUUUUUGUAAUUGUGUUAAUAUGUUAGAAGUGGAUGCAAUAAGCUAUUGUGUGUGAGAUAUAUACAUACAUAUGUUUGUGUGAUUCACAUGUGAAUGCUGGCAAUCAUGGGAGCAUUUUGUGAAUAUCUGAAAAUGGAUAUCUAGAAACAUUUGGGACAUAAACCAGUGACUGCUGAUAUAUACUUUUUAAGUCAGCAUUCACUGAUAUAAACGUUUUUGAACAUUUACCAGAUUUGUUUGGGAUUAUUUGAAUGUCAACAUCUCCAAGCUGUUGGUAUUUACUGUAACAUAUAUAUUUAUAAAAGCUGUGAUCCAGUAAACUUAUUUAAAGACACACAAGGAACUGGGUAUGCACAUAGCUAGAUUUCUUGCUUCUUUUUCAGUGUAAUAGCUCUUGCAAACACUGAGCUAGCUUGAUGUUUGAAGGUGGCCUGGGGAUAGCAGGGAAGAGCCGCUGCCAUGCCAAAAAGGAAGCAAAAUGCCCAAUUUAACAUCCAGAUAAGGGCAUGGAUAGUCUACUGAAUCUUAAUCAAUGCCUUUAAAUUACUUGUCAGAUGUAAACUAACACAUUUCCCUUUUUCAUUUCCAAAGGCUUUUUAGUUCCAAAAAUCUGAAUUUGAAAAUUAUUCAAACGUUCUGGAUUUUGGGGGGGGGGCUUUGAGCAAUUUGGGUGGAUAGUUUGCAAUAUACCAUUUAGAUACAUCAAUUUGUUUCUACAAAUGAUGUUAGUAUUCUGUUGUCUGAGGUCUGUUCUUCCAGCAGCACAGUAAUGGUGUAAUUGUACCACCAUUACAAUGGUAAUGUGUGGUACCAUUUCAAUGCCACACAUUGGUUUGUUAAUACAUAAAGAUGAAUGUGAGGGAAGUGGGAAGCAGCAUGCUGCUCUAAACCAGUUUUUGCUGCUGAAAAUCAAACUUGAGCAGUAGGAUCAUUCUGAAAAGAAAACAUAUUGUUUAUGCACCUGAUCCAGCAAUGCCAGUCCAUACACAAUAAGAUUUUUACACCAGGAUAGUAUUUCUGGGUCCUGCACAUGCAAGAGGUGCUUGGUGUGGAGUGCAGUGUGAGGAGAUGCCAUAUUCCAGGAUCAGGGAAUGUGCAUGCCAUUCUUCUGCACUAUAGAUAUGCUGCUGAACAGCAGUGUUCACCUAUUGAGAGAGUGUGUGUGACUGAAUCCUCUUUGCGCACUCCAAAGAGUGAUCUGUGCUGUGCUAACAAUGGCAAUCAUUUGGUAAUGGGGAAAAGAUCAUCCUGUGCAGGCCUGUGAUAUACUAAUGUGUCUUAACUCUGAAGAUUAUUUUAGACGCAGGAAAAGUAAAUAGAAGAAUCUAAGCACCACAUACUUUUUAGCUAUUUAUUUUGACUGAGCGGGAGCCAUAUUUUGCCACAUUUUUCUGCACAAUGAGAACCAUAGUUUUGAAUGAGAGCUGAAAGAUCUAUUUUUUAAAAACUAUUUGAGAGUGAUUCUAGGUCAUUCUGUGAUGGAUGAAGCCAAGGCCUUCAUUUUAGACAUGGGUAUUUGCAUAUGAAAUUUCUGGCCUCCAGGGCAAAGUCUGUUAUUUUGUUAACGUAUGUUGAAAGGCUUUGUUUGUGGGAAGAGUAUAGUUUAAAACACGGUAUUUUGUGUAACUGAUCAAGAAAUUAUUAGUUACCGUAUUCCAGUGCACUAUGUACACAACUGGUGAAAGUGAGCUUAUCACUUUUUUCAAUCUUCUUUCCAAGUUGGAAAGUUGAUGAACUGCAUGAGAAAUAAAAGCAAGUUUGGGAUUAUUCCUUAACUUUUGUGCAGAAGUCUUUUGACAUUUUAUAAUUAUUUCAGAAAUAGAGGAUCUGUGGCCCUUCAGAUGUUGUUGGACUCCAGUUCCCAUCAGCCCGUCAACAAGGCCAAAGGGCGAGGAUGAUGACCCUUGGAGCCCAGCAACAUCUGGAGGGCCAUAGAGGUUCCCCAUUUCUUCUGAUGUAUUUAUUCAAAGAUUCGUUGCUCUUCUAUUGUGCUCUUUGUAUUAUACAAACAAAACACCUUUUUAUUAAUCUUUGUAAUCAGUGGGACCUCUGAAAAGGCACACAUAAGAACUGCAUAUUUGAUUAGAAAUAAUUUUGUUGCUUAUUAUAGGGAUCAAUUGGGAUUUAAGGGAUUAAUGCAAUUUUCCCACAGGGCUGAACUUGAAAAUAUGAUUAUGGAUGUGAGAGCAAGUUAAAUAAAAGCAGGCAUUAUUGUAGCAAUACCAAAAAUAAAAUGCUUAUGAAUGCGAAAUUGGUUUAUUAGGAUUUUAGAAGUGAAGGAGUUUUCUAGAUUGAGACAUCUUUUUUUUUAAAAAAGUGAUAUCAUGAGAUUAUAUGUGGCACAGUGUAUGUUUGAGGGCAUUACAUUAGAUGGUUUUCUAUAACUGUAUAUAUGAAGUGUAUAUAUUCUGGGUUUUUUAAAAAAGAAUUUUAUAAAGAAAUGUCUAGCUAGUAAACAAAGACAAAUUUGUAUGGGCUUCAGACUAGCAAACAAGUGAUUGUGGGAAGUAUCCAUAUGCUCUUUCUUAAAUGAGUUUCAAAAGGCGUUCCAACAAAACUUUGAGUAGUUUCUGAACUUCUGACUUUUUGAGACAACAGUUCAGGGUAGCCAACAUGGUAACUUCCAGAUGUUGUUGGGACUCCAACUCCCAUCAAACCAAAUCCCAUGGCUAAUGAUUGGGUGACUGUAGCCCAACAAAACCUGGAGGGCAUCAUGUUGGCUAUCCCUGCAGUAGGUAAUUAGGAAUGGAAAUGUCAGGUAAAUGUAAAUGUCUGUAGAGGGAACAAACUUCCAUUUGCAGGAGAGUUGCACUCAUCCCGCCUUUCCCAACCAGUGUGCCUCCAGAUGUUGUUGGACCACAACUCCCAUCAGCCUCAGCCAGCAUUGCC